UACUUUUUGAGGUAUCGUAGACCUCGGCUUAUCCCUUUGAAAUUUAGCAAUAAAAAGAUUUAUUGCUAUAUUAUUUUCUUCUGAUUUAUCGUUACAAUUUUUCGUAAAAACUUUUGUUGCUAAAAAGGGGCUGGAAUGCCCAUGGUUAUAGACUUUUUUUUAAUCUUCACAAAUUAGUUUUAUAAACGUUUUUGUAUUGGUAAACUCUCUGCUGCAUCGUCUCUGCUUACAAACCCAUUGCUCAUACACGAGUCUCGACUCUGAACGUUGACCGAGUCCGUGUCAUCGGAGGUCUAGGCACUAGUGUCCGUUGAUUUGGCGCCAUUCGAGAAAUUACUUUCAAAGAGGAUGAAACUGAAUACAAAAAUUUACGAUCUCGUCAUUAUGGGGAAGAUUGUGGUUUUUCUUGGGAGCUAUUUGAAAUAAAGGUUGUCCAAGAUGGCACCAUCAAGCUCAGAUGAACUAGAGUCAAUAAAAAACUACAGAAUCUCUGAACUUCUUGGAAAAGGAGGUUUUGCCCAUGUCUACAAAGCAUAUCAUAAAGCGACAGGGAAAGAAGUUGCCAUUAAAAUUAUUGACAAAAUUGCAUUACGCAAGAAUGGCAUGGCAAGUAGAGUAAGAAAUGAGGUUGAAAUUCAUUGUCAGCUCAAAAAUCCCUCAAUAUUAGAGCUUUACAGUUACCUUGAAGAUGAUGACCAUGUCUACCUUAUUCUGGAGAUGUGCCAUAAUGGUGACCUUAAAAAGUUCUUGGAAAACAGGGGAUCGCCUUUGAAUGAGAGAGAGGCUCAGAAAAUCCUUCUUCAAGUGCUGAUGGGUGUACUGUAUCUACACUCGCAUGGUAUUUUGCACAGAGAUUUGACCAUGGGCAAUCUGCUUCUUACGGCUGACAUGCAAAUUAAAAUAGCCGAUUUCGGCUUAGCAGCUAAAUUGAAGCUACCGAACGAGAAACAUUACACAAUGUGCGGAACUCCAAAUUUCAUCUCACCGGAAAUAGCUACGAGAAGCCCCCACGGUCUGGAGUCUGACGUAUGGAGUUUAGGCUGCUUAUUAUUCAACCUACUUGUUGGCAAACCUCCGUUCGACACAGAGGCUGUCAGGAGUACAUUGAACAAAGUCGUUUUGGCUGAUUACGUCAUACCAAAAUCUGUCUCCCCACAAGCUGCUAAUCUUAUCACACAGCUUUUACGUAAGAAUCCGAACGAGAGAAUCACUUUGGCUGGAAUCUUGGAUCAUCCUUUCAUGACACAAAAGCCAAUGUACUUGAAGGAAAAUUCACAGCAGCUAGCCAGUCACUCAAUGGACAGCGGCAACGAAACAAUGAGGACUGAAGCGACCAACACGGACCAUCGUCAGAUGGCCAAUCAAACCAAGCGCCCGGAGCCGCUUACUGUUUUAACUGGAAUAAAAGAAAUCGAAUCUGAGCCGUUACCACCUUAUCUGAAGCAUCCACCUUCACCUCCUGUUCGCCUGAGAUCAAGGCAAAACCAGCAUAGGUUUGCCUACCAGGGCGAUCUACACAAAGCGACGUCAGGCUGCUCGACACAAAGCGGCAGCUACGAAGUCGUUAAAACCAGUACUCAGUCAAGUUUUGGUCCUGCGUGUGACUCUAACCUUUACCGCCAACACAGACAAGUCGAUACCCAAGACUACCAGCGAACUUCAAAUGGAAAUCGCAGUAGAUUCACAAACACUUCUGUUGCAUCAGAUAAUUCGUCUUGCGAUUGCUCGAGAGGGCGCUUGGAUAAUCAAAAAUUCACUUCCACGGAAGGCAGCAAUUCUGGCGUGAAGAAAAAGUAUGUAUAUGACAGUGUGGAAACGGUUGUCAAGCGUGAUGUUUUCAACGAUCUUACCAAUAAGUGCUUAGCUGGGCCAAACAUGGCCGAACCGAUACGAGAUUUUGGUGCAAAGACUACUGAUAAAGAGAAUCGGCCUCUAGGAAAGAUGGAGAGUUCUUUGGACUUUGUUGGGAAAAAAAAGAUUUCGUCUACUCUGGAAACUGUUAUGGAGCCAUUGAAUGUUCGACGAUUAAGACCAAUACGACAGAAAACUCGAAAUGUAGUGCUAAGCAUUUUGGAAGAUGAGACUGUGUGUCUUGAGUUCAUCAAAUCAAAAGGGAAAGACUUUUGCGUAACGGAAGUUUUUCGAGUAUCAUCAGACGGUAAUAAAGUGACCACGUACCAGACGAAUGGAAGAGACGGUGCUCCUCUUCUUGAUCGACCGGGUGAAGUCCCAAAAUCAGCCGUUAGCUAUGCAUUUAGUGGCCUACCGCAGAAGCUGUGGAAGAAAUACCAGUACGCAGAUAAAUUUGUCCGUCUCGUUCGCAUGAAGUCUCCCAAGAUUACAUUCUACUCUGAGGAAGCAAAGUGUGUACUGAUGGAAAACUCUCCUAACCCGGAUUUUGAAGCCACUUUUUAUAACGGUGCCAAAGUCCACAUUUCAGCAGCAAAGAAAAGAAUAAUAUGCUCUGAUGGCAAAUCAUACGAGUUAAAGCUGACAGAAGACACCUAUAAUUUGUCUAGUGAUGCGAAUCAGCUACUGACGCACGCUCAACUUUGCCUGGAACACUGCAAGAAACUCGAAUCCUGUUUUACACAGCUGCAGCAUGAAAUUCCUCAGAAUUCGCUAUUCCCAGUUACCGUUAGUCGGAGACCGGCAAAUAUUCACUGCCCUAAAGAGAAAUCUCCCAGUCAAUCGAGAUCAGCUGUUGAGACGAAAUCGCCACUUUCGCCUCCAGUAUGCGGGCCUUCUUCUGUUUCUGUGAUGUCAUACGAAGGCACCGUUAUAGCUGAGAAUAGAAGCAAGCAGCAGAGAGCCUCGCAGUCAUCAAGAACCUCGCAAUCAUCACCCUCUUCAGUAAAUAUGUCUAAAGAGAAAGGAACCAACGCCCAAUCACUUCUUCCCAGCAAACCCUCGGCGCCAUCACAGCGAUCGCCCUCCGUAGCACCCUCUGAUCAGUCGUCUAGAGGCAGAAAGCUGCCAUCAAAGAAUGUAUUUGUUCCUGGAAUUGGCUGGGCCUCACAGCUUGAGGACGGCGAGGUUUGUGUUCAGUACAACGAUGGCACACAAUUGAAACUGCAAAGAGGACUGCAAUCGAUAUCAUUCUCUGAUGCUAUCGGAAAUACCACAAGGUAUGGCAGAACGGACAAGUUUCCACCCAGUCUGAAGAUAAAGCUUUCAAGUAUUCCUUCAAUAAUCGAGUUGCUAGCUGCGAGAACCUAACGGCCGCAUGCCUCUGUAAGCCCGAGUUAUUUGUAUCAGAUAGUAGAAAAACAACCGACGUAUUCAAUUUUAACGAGAGUUCACAGCAAGUCAUCUACCACUGCCUGCCCCCAGCAAGCUUUUUGUAGUCGUCUGUUAUCAAAAGUUGUAUUUUCAUUCUUGUUGAAUUCUGGAAACGAAUCUUUAACAGUAAGAGCUAACCAUUCAAAACUUUUUGACAUUCAAAACAUGACAACUUUUUCUUAAACUAGUAGGCUAGUGAAACUUUUAUGUUUCACUCUGGUGUUCGAAUAUUCCCCAAAAACGUGUGCAGUGUCAUAAAAUGGUCGAGAUUGUACAGAGUCGGGACCUCUCUAUCCUCUCCAAAGUCUGGCACUUUAAACAAAGCUGAAUUCAUUUAACAGCAGGAUAAGUGGCACGCACCGAGAAUAUCGUCUUUUGCUAACACCUAUAUGCUCAUCAGCAGAAUAUCUGAAAAGGUUUCUUUUGUAAGGAAAAUAGACAUAACGAAACGAUUGCCACAUCACAUUUUAUCUUAUCAUCGGAUCAGUAAUGUAAAAGGAAAUAAAUUUUCGUUCAUUUCUGUUCUACCAGAUAGUUGUUAAGAUCAAGACAGGAAAGAUUUUUUGCAUGCCAUUAGUCGACAACGGAAAAUUGAUUCACUCAAUUCUUGACAAAAUUAACACAUCUACGUUCCACGCUUGAAUGAUUUGCUUACUGUCUGAAUGAUAAGUAACUGGAGGAAUUGCAAUUCAAAUCAAUUAGCAUUGGCCAUUUUUUGCGUUAUCAGCUUGCCAGUUGUGCACAUGUCAACAUCUAUCUUCGUAGAUAUCAGGCUGCUGACCUCUGUUUGAGAAGGAGAUCGUAGCUGAUUGAAAAGGAUGGCUAUAUUGUUCUUAUAUCAUUAUAUUCUCAGCAGAAAGAAUUUUGAACAUAUGUUUGUACUUUGAAAUAUGUUUUAUGAUAAUGUCUUUAACAUGUAUAUCUAGAUUUGUAAAUGUACAUAUGAUCAAUGUUUAAAUGA
Messenger RNA from Rhopilema esculentum, 4243 nucleotides. NCBI's taxonomy places the organism in Eukaryota, Metazoa, Cnidaria, Scyphozoa, Rhizostomeae, Rhizostomatidae. The record is from RefSeq and is a predicted model, not a curated record.